Messenger RNA from Protopterus annectens (West African lungfish), 2109 nucleotides. RefSeq names its product chromosome chr1.part2 C2orf73 homolog (gene CIMIP6). Lineage: Eukaryota; Metazoa; Chordata; Ceratodontiformes; Protopteridae. Bases 167 to 1237 code for a protein of 356 amino acids. The record is from RefSeq and is a predicted model, not a curated record. The transcript has 5 exons.
CAUAAUAGAUCCCUUCAUUGCCAGGAUCACCUGGCCAACCGAUUCAAUGGUGCCUAGCGUCCCGGUAUCCUAGCAACACGUUAGGAACUCUUCUGAAAUUACUCAGGUGCCGGAGCUCUGUGGAGAGGAAUUCGGUUUAACGUUUUUUAUUUCCUUUGCUGGCAAAAUGUAUCAGACUUUGGAAAUUUACAUGUCUCGAAAGAAAAGGGUGCAAGGACAAUUCUAUCCAAAUACUUACAGAAUAUUUGAUGAAAGAAUACCAAAUGAAAGCAUGGGUGAGGAAAAGUACAAUCUUUCUUAUGUGCACAGAAAACCCGAUCCACUUCCACAACAUCCUCGGUCACCAACCCGGCAUAAUAUACCUCACCCAUACUAUGCAAGAUUUAUAAACACCAACCCUCACACAUUGAAUGAGCCAGUCAUUCACAUGGAAACCAAAGUUACAAUAGAUCAACAGCAUCAUUGGUGGCCAUCAGGAACAUCACAUACAGAACAACAUAAACCAAAGUACAGCAAGCAGAGCACCCAGAGGAUGGAUUAUCAAAAUUUAGAGAACUGGCCUUUGCCAAAGAGAAGGUACAAUAUGAAUCCAAACAGGUCACCUGCAUCAGGAAUUGUCCCUCUUGCAGAUUCAAGAACACCGCAUUCUGCUCCCAAGAUAUUGCUGGAGAAAGUUUCAUACCAUCAUCAAUACAAUUCCAGAGCAUCACCAAAUGAGCCCAUUAGAGGAAAGCGUCAUGGAGCUUUUGUAUGGUCAGAGAUAAACCCUAAGAGUGGGACGAUGGCUCCUAAGGGAGCAGAAGCAUUCCUGAGUACUGCUGGGUCAUAUUCAUUAAAGCAGCCAACUGCAGAGAGAGGAAAUUCAGUCAAAGGCAAAAUGACCUCACCCAAGCUCUUGCUGCAGAACUCCCAACAGAUGUUACACUCUGAACCUCAUUUAUCAAAAACAGACUUCAAGGAAACAGCCAAGGCCUAUCCCAGAAAUUCUGCAGGAGGACAGCAUAACUCAAGCAUUUGUCCAGAAAUUGAGAUGCCCCAAAUAACUUCCUCGGGGGUGGGCUCACAUGCAGACACUCCUCCUGUGCUCCUGGACAAGCAUAGUGCUACAUAUCUUACCAACAACAUACCACUACCUACUACAAUGCACCUGCAGCCUGUAACGACCACAAAAGCAAUCGACAUUUCUCUUGAGUGUAACAAUUACACCAUGCAGAAGAUGACACCAGUGGAUAGCUAAGAAAUACACAGGCUGUCUUUCAUUUGAUAACAACUGUGGUAUCAGUGUUACUAAAUAAUUAUAUUAAAGCUACACAGCAGGGCUUUUUUCAUUUUAGCUGAUGAACAUAAAUCAAUGCUACUCUGCGUAAUUCUGUAGAUUAACUCAAAUACAACAUUAAUGGGGAUAACAUAACUGCUUAUUGCAGUUAUGAUUAGUAACAUUUUUUUUAUGAGGAGAAAGAGAAGAUAUCUUACAUGAAAUUAGGAGGAAUAGCUGCAGCUAAUGUAAGAAUCUUUUUAUUUUUUCUGGAGUAUGGUUCUUCUUAAUUCACCUUAAAAUGUUGCGUUAUUAAUAUUUCAUACAUGCGGCUAUCAAAGAGAUCUUGACAGUGAAGAAAAUACUAGGAACGUCGUUCAAUACUCAUUACACUAAUUUAAUUAUAUUAUUUUAAUUCUGUAUUUGUUGCCAUGUAAUUAUCAGCACAAGAGCAGCUUUUAAAAAUCAUGACAUGAUACUUAACCUGGAAGGUGUCGGUAGAAGCAGGUCAGUGACAGAUUAAGAUGCACAUGACAUUAAUAAAAAAGUAAAACAGACAACUACAAAAACAAGGACUGCAUGAGAAAUGAAUGUGGUCUAAAUAAUGCAUUAUUUUGAAACACUGAUGUAAGGGUUCUCUGGAUAUUUUAAAAGAAUGUUGUUUAAUAACUGGAUCUAUUCUCAUUAUUCUCUUGAAAACUAAAGCCUUAACAUCUAUUUCAGAAUGAUGGUUUAUGCUCAUCUUUGUUUGCAGAGUAACCUGAGGAUGACUGAUAUACUCAUGUUCGAACUUAAUAAAAAGUGUGUGUGUGUGUGUGUGUGUGUGUGUGUGUGUGUGUGUGUGUGUGUGUGUG